This is a messenger RNA of Prunus armeniaca (apricot), 564 nucleotides long. NCBI's taxonomy places the organism in Eukaryota, Viridiplantae, Streptophyta, Magnoliopsida, Rosales, Rosaceae. The record is from the annotation of a GenBank genome assembly.
AUGGCGUAUUUCUUAUGGACAUCUACUGAGUUUGGGUUCACAUCAUGCUUCCACGAAAAUUUGCCUCUGAUACUGACAAGGGUUUUCCUUGGGGUAGCCCUACAGAUCCUAUGCAGUUACAUUACCUUCCCUCUUUAUGCUUUGAUUACACAAAUGGGAUCUCACAUGAAGAAAGCAAUUUUCGAGGAGCAAACGGCAAAGGCUCUUAAGAAUUGGCAGAAGGCUGCAAAGCAGAGAAAGAAGUUGAGGAAAGCAGGUGAUGCUUCUUCCUCAGGGUUUGUAAGUGGGGAAAAUACGCCAAGCCAGGGUUCAUCCCCACUGCAUUUGCUUCACAACCAAAAGCACAGGUCCAAUCAAUCCGACCUCGAAAGCGUCCUUAAUUCCCCUAGAUCGGCAUCUUAUCAAUCUGACACUGAUCUCUCGGAGAGGGAGGGCACCGCACAUGAUGGGAAUGGUAUAAGAUCAGAAGAUCAACCUGCAGCACUAAGGAGAGAAGGAUCGCAUAGCGUUGAUUUUUCAUUGUUAAGCCUUGAUUUUUUAUUUUUUAUCCUUAGCAAACUCUAA